UGCAUACAAUGAAAAAAGGCAGCACACACUGUUUGUUAGUAUAUAAAAUCGAGAAACAAGUAUAAUAAUCAUGGUUUAAGGGGGCUAGAAAUAGAAAUAAGUAAGGGGAAGAGAAUACAUGAAGAUCAUUAUUAAGAACUUAAGAGUGAAUUGCCUAAGAGAUGCAUGUGUACUGUUUGCAUAUCAUCAAAUAUGCAUUAGAUAAAAUAAGCCAUUUGUAGGUCAGACAAAUGGAAAUAGUGUACAAGAAUCGUGACAGUGCUUGGAACCAAUUUCUCUUUUUUUUUUUUUGUUUGCUCAAUGUCCCAUUCAUUUGUUGCCCAUCUCACUAAUCAGUUACAAAAUGAAUUCUGAUAGAUUAUAAUUCAGUAUAUUAAGCCAUUAUACAGUAAUUUAGAAAAAAGGUAGCAUAAUUUCCUCACAUAGAAAGAAUUAUGGUAAUUGAACUACAAAUACAACAGGCUAGACGUAAUAACCAGUUAAAUAACAACAAAACUAACUGCUAACUGAAAUUGCUCACACCAUUUUUUGGCAUAAAACCAUGGUCUCCACUUAGCAAAUUUUCAGGAUAUGUACUCUUGUGUCUAAAACUGGAUGGAACAAUACAGAAACGUGGAUUUCUAAGACUCCGUAAGAGACUAUUAGACAUUUAAUUACUAUAAGAAUCCUUCUAUUAGAGCAGAUUUUAAUAUAGUUAUUUAUUCAAACAGAAAAAGAAGAAAAAGAAGGUAAAGCUUAACACAGAAUAAAAAUUAAAAUGCAUGCAAAGGAACCACAGCACUACAAGCUACUUACUAAUAUUCCAAGCAAGCUUCCUUCACUUAAAUUUACUUUUAAAUGACAUGAAUUGUCUAACCUAACAAGGUGGACAGAAUACAUGUCUAUCAUUUUACAGCAACAUAAAUAAAAUCAAUAAUGAGACUGAAUAAUUAAAUCCAUUGAGAUCCCUAAAGUGUGUUUUCACUGUGAGUCCUUAAAUGCAAAGCAAAACUGACACAACAAUACUAAAAGUGCAUAAAAUACAGCACCUCCUCCGUUCUCAUAAAGGAACUUACUGCUUCUGAAAAGCCUUAUCUGACAACCACAGAUGUAUCACACAGAGGUAAAUCCAGAAGUUUUAUGUUCUGCAGACUUAAGCAGCAUUUGACUGAUCUGUGAUCAAACUUCUUCAGGAAGGAAACUGUCCUGGCUAUCAGCCUUCUGGAUGACUUACAUUAAACUUCCUAUUUCUUGGAAACAAGCCAAGUCAGUUUCCCCUGAAUGGUUAGAAAGCUGAGAAUGCAUCAGCUAUAAACUGCUUGCACAGAAUGCAUCAUCUGACAGGACAUACAUGAUGUGUUCAUUUGGUCACUGACAGGAGGGCAGACAUGGAUAUGUCAUUAUCGUUGUUGCAUGUGGAGUUCAAGAACAGAUGGACAGCUCUGUGAAAAUUCUGGGAUCUGAAGAGCAAUUAAACUGCAGUUAAAGUUCUCACCUACAAAAUAUGAACUUCAUUUUUUUCCAUUCUGGGAAGUGGGCAGUCUCAAAGAGCGUGAUAGUAACAAGAGCUCCACGCCUUAAAAGUAUUUUAAGUAUUUCUCUGAAAUAAUUACAUGGCCAAAGGACUGUUAGAAUCAUUCUUCCACAUUUAUCUUGCAUUCUUUUAAAAUCUCUAAUGGAGGCAUAUCCUGACCUAAAUUCAAAGACUUUUUGCACAGAAAACAUCUUUUGGUUUGAACUUUAAGCUUCUAGCUGCCUUUUGACACUGUAAAAGAAGAAAAGGCACAUUCUGAAAACCUACUUAUGCCACAAAGGCAUUUUUCUUAACUGUGUUUUCCAGAUUUAAAUAUCAUCCUUUUCACUGCAUCGGUGUAAAGAUAAAAAGGACAUUGGACAAAAAUUCCCUCUCCAAAGGAAGACGCUUGCAGCUUGCAUAGCUCUCAUCAUCCAUUCAAGAAGACUUGGCAUAAAUGAGAAAUUCAACAUGCGUUCUUCACCCAUCGACAGCUACUACUGUAGCUCUCCCAGUCAUCUACUGUUUCCUAUUUAUUACUGGCAGUUUUGGAAAUAUUCUCGCUGCUUGGGUGUUUUCAAGACAAGCAUCCACAAAAAGAACACAGCAUAUUUAUCUGGUAAAUCUCAUCACUGCUAAUUUGCUCGUAUGUAGCACCAUGCCUUUUGUGGCUGGCUAUUUUGCAAAAGGGCACCAAUGGACAUAUGGCUCUGAUGUAUGCAGAGUAGCGUAUCACCUCGGAACUAUCAUUAUGCACGUCUGCACGUAUGUUACAAUCAUCAUGUUGUGUACAAUCGCUUUAAGUCAGUAUGCAACGCUGAAGAAAAACAAUGAUGCACGACACUCCCAAGCAGUCACAAAAAACUUGUACAAACGUGGACUUCAGAAGUUUCGUCAGCCAAAGUUCGCUAAAUAUUUUUGUAUCUUUAUAUGGCUCGUUGUGUUGUGCGUAACGGUAACAGCUAUCACAUACGAUGCUCGGGCAAGGAGGGGGCAAACAUUUCACACGUGUUACAACAUGAAGGUAGAAAUAGGUGAAUUUACUGCAAAGACUGCAGCUUCUUUUGCUACUGCUUGUUUUUUUCUAUUUUUUCUAACUGUUUUGUUAUCAUACUAUUCCCUCACCAGACACCUGAGUAAAAUACAAAAAAACACCCACAUUGGACAAAACCAUAUGAUUUACAGAACAGUGAAAAGAAACAUUCUUGUCAUCCAGAUAAUUUUAACUGCCUGCUUUCUUCCGUACCAUAUUUUCAGGCCCAUAUUUUAUGUAUUGCUUCCAGAAGAAGACUGUUCAAAGCUAAACUAUCUAGUAGAAAUUAAAAACUUCCUUACUUGUCUGUGUGUUUCUAGGAGUAGCAUAGAUCCAGUUACAACCCUUCUGCUAGAUAAAACAUUUAAGAAAAGUCUGUACAGUCUGUUUAAAAAAAUCCACACCUGAAUAACACCAACGCAGAGCUGAUAUUUUCAUUGAAGACACCUCACCAGUACGAAGUACGAUGGAAAGAUGUUAAGAGAAUAUUACUAACAGCCAGCUCAUUUUGACUUGCUACAAUGAGACUUCUAUAUCAAAUGGGAAAUAUUUAAAUAAAAUGGUAACAUUACUUGUAUUUUUUUUAAACAGUCUUGCUUUAAAAAUCAACAGCAGUCACAAUAAAUGAAUUCAUGUAAUUCACACAGAGAACUGCGCAUUGCCACUUUACCCACGUAAAGAAAAAUACAUUUAUGUUUGCUGGAUGGACAGUGUUUUCUUUCUAACUGAUCUGGGAAGAAACUAGUGUGAAAUAGAGGACAUAGUUCUCAUCUGUUACCAUUAUUCCCAGGUUUUCUGGGCUUUCUUUACCAAAAAAAAAAAAAAAAAAAAAAAAAAAAAAGGAAAAGCAUAGAUUUUUUUUUCUCUAAAAUAGAUUAAUCAUUUGUCAAAGGCUUAAGGAAGAAGGCACAGAGAACUACAAAAUACACUCAAGAUUAACCCUUUUUUUUCCCCUCAGAAGCUCAGCUCUGAGUCUGUCUAAGCACUGGGUAGCUGGUGGUGAGCAACUGCACUGUGCAUCACUUCUUGUAUUAUUAUUCUUCUUCUCCCUUAUUAAACUGUCCAUAUCUCUACCCAUCAUUUCUUGCACUUUCACCUUUUUGAAUUCUCUCUCCCAUCCCACUGCGAGCAAAGAGCUGUGUAACCUGGCAGACAGCCCAGCACUGAAGUCCAACAUGUAAUCGCCCUAAAGUGUUACAUGAUUAGACCACAUCAAAUUUGAAUUAACACAUGUUACUCCAGAAGGUACCUUCUUCACAUUAGUGUUUAAACCCAGACCACUUGCAGAAGAGUGAGUAAAACACGAGUCAUACAAAAUUGUGGGAUAUCCGAAUGCACAUGAAGUGAGGGAAAAAAGGAUGAAAUGCAUACAUGCACUUAUUUUUAACCUCUGGUACUAUUUAACAUAAAUAUAAAAAAAAAAAAUCACAGAAUUUCCACAUUCCGAAUUUAACUCUGCGAGGCAAAUUUUAUAGUUUACUUAGGUAGGCAUAAAUGGUUAUUAUUUACUGGUAUACAACUUAUACUCAAAAUAAACAUUUAAGAACCAUGAACAGAAUGAAAGGAGUACAAAACAGGAGUGGUUUUGAAUUCAUUCUUGUAGCGUGGUCUUUUCCCUAUUCUUCCAAAUGAGAUCAAGGGAAGCUGUCCAAUGAAUGCAGAAAGUGUUACAGAAUAUCAGCUAUUUUUUCAGACUUUUUUUUUUUUAACAAGCCCAAUCAUUUGCUGCAAACUACACAAUAAAGUGUAGCAAGCAAUUCUGUCUUUCCGACCCUACUACUGAGCUCCAUUACAGAAACACUACAUUGACCCAAAACUGGCAUAUGGUGUUAGAUACAAAAUAUUAGGCCUCCUGUAAAAGGCACCCCAAGACUUCACAUCAUUUGACACCUGCUUUGUAUUCUGCAGAAGUUCAAUAAAGAGGUAAGUGAAAAAGACAGAAAAAUCACAGGAACAUAGUAUUUUAUUAAAUACAAUGCUACUUGUGAAAAUAGAAACCAUCAUUUGCUUAUUCUACAGAAUUCUCUUGUGAUGCUUAACAAAUGAUCUACAGAAAAACCUUAAGUGGGCAGCUUCAGAGUCUAACACUGCAGAAUGCUAAAGGAAAGAGCUCUUGAGCAUGAAGGCUGGUUUGUGUGGGUGUGCAUCAUACUGUGCAAAAACCAAGGACAAGACACCUAAACCAUGACUAAACCAAAGCAGUUCAAAUUUGCUCAGACUACUGUGUUUAGAUCAGUAGCAGUAGACAUUUGCAUGACAAGUUUACCGUCAGGGUGCUUUUGUUUUUGCACAGGCUCAAAAUAAGAACCCUAACUUCUGUCCUUCCUUACACUUAGGGAACCUCAGCCCAGCAAGGUGUCUAAGGAUGUAAACUUCAACACUGAAUUUUUGGUGACAGUAUAGGCUUAAGUAAUUAUUAUUCUGCUUUUCUAGACCAAUUGGUUCCCUAGUGCUGCAGUUACCAAAAAGGGAAGAAAAUGGAUGAAAUUUUGGGAACUACUGAUUAAAUAUGUUUGUGGUAAAAUCCCAUUUCACCAAUUCUUCUUAGUACCCCCAAAAUAAUACAUACUUUUAGUAUUUUCCUAUAGAACCUGUUUAAAGUGACAUCUCCUUUACAUUUCUGAACUGCAUUAGUUGGCUUAUUCCAUAUUAAAGAGUAGAAAAACCUUUGUGCAGUAUGGGCAAUUUGAGAAUCUGCAACUAAAGUAAUAUGUUGGUUCAACAGUUCACAGAGGAAAAACCUCUCAAAACAGAGAGGUGUGUGGAAAAGAUACAGAAACGAGCACUUCAGGAAAACGCAGCUCAUGUGCUAAACUUCUUGUGCUUUUUAGUCAUCCUGGUGUUAACUUGGAAGUUUUCAGGUGAAUUGUGAAUUAUAUAAUCAAAAAUUAAAUACUUGGUUUCUAUAGCAGGAACAUCAAAUACUAGGGCAAACAUGCACAACAAAGGGUUUAAAAGACCCUUUGUUAACCCCUUCAAAAUGUGCUGCAAUGGCCAGCUCAGAAGAUGCAGGUUUUCUGAAUGGCUGAGCGAGUGACUGGAACAUAUGAACUUCCAGAUCAAAAGGUAUCCAACUAUGUAGCCGUUGAGCUCUGUGGCAUGUCAAGCAGUCUAAAUUCUCAGC
This is a messenger RNA of Lagopus muta (rock ptarmigan), 5649 nucleotides long. It is a transcript of the gene GPR82, whose product is annotated as G protein-coupled receptor 82. Gene Ontology annotation, biological process: G protein-coupled receptor signaling pathway. Gene Ontology annotation, molecular function: G protein-coupled receptor activity. Lineage: Eukaryota; Metazoa; Chordata; Aves; Galliformes; Phasianidae. The record is from RefSeq and is a predicted model, not a curated record. The transcript has 2 exons. The coding region runs from base 1950 to 2933 and encodes 327 amino acids. Gene Ontology annotation, cellular component: membrane.